Closterium sp. Naga37s-1 is the source of this 1185-nucleotide messenger RNA. Lineage: Eukaryota; Viridiplantae; Streptophyta; Zygnematophyceae; Desmidiales; Closteriaceae. The record is from the annotation of a GenBank genome assembly.
AUGGUCCGCUGGAUCUCCAGCGCCGGACCUGCGGGGAUCUCGCUCACUCUGGCGACCAUCCGCGACCACGUGGCCGUGAUGGCACGCGACAUGGGCAAGCCAUCCACCUUCCGUUGCUCUGUCGGGUGGGUUCGCCGUGCUAUGCGGCGGAAUGGCAUCCGCUGCAUUGCCUCAUCGGGCGAGGCCGCCGAUCAGGACAUGGCGGCGGUGCGGACAUGCCACCGCGCUAUGGAUCUCGGUCCUUCCGCGAAAGACCUACGGCGGUGCGCCAAGGAACGCCUCACCGUCGACCUGCUCGUGAACGCAGAUGGAAGCCACGCGUUCCGCCCGCUCGUCAUCUCCAAGUCGAAGCGGCCGCAUGCGUUCCGUCCGGAUUACGACCCCGACGCCCCACGUCCUCAAGAGCGAGCACGCGGAGUCCGAGGACAUCUUCGGCUUCCGCACUCGCUCCCUCCGCAACACCGGCUGGUGUUCCUCCCGCCGAACACCACCUGCUUCACCCAGCCGCUUGACCAGGGCCUCAUCGUGAUGAUGAAGGCUCGGUACCGCCAGCCUUGGCUCGAGGCGGUGACGGCCCUGUGGGUGGAAGGCAGCUCCACGGCGACUCUGGCGCGCUUCAAGCCCAAUCUCCGCAAGGUCCUCGACUGGCUUCUCGACGCGUGGAUGAACAUCGGCCCGCGCACCAUCCAGCGUUGCUGGUGGCGCACGGGCUGUCUCCCGCUUGCGUGGGCCUUAUCCUUGGCCCACGUGGGCGCUGGUGGACUCACUCCCGGCGGCACGGCUACUGCGCCGCUGCCCAUCGAUCUCGACGAGGAGAUUGGCGACGUGGGCAUCUUGAUCGACCGGCUGGCGCUCGGUCCGAGUGCAAUGCCGGCCGCCGACUUCGUCGCCAUUGAUGACGGGCAGCCGACGCGCGCCAAACCGGGCGAGGAUCCCCUCGCCAUUGAGCCCGCCACGGCGUAUUCGGCGCAGUCUUGGGAGCUGCCCGCAACCAUGCAGACCGUGUUCGACGAUGUGGACACGGCGACGCGCGAAGCACGUCGCACGGCGCAGGCGGCGUGUGAAAUGCUCAUCGGAUAUGCGCGCGCGAAAUGCGUCACCCCCCGCGAGCUCUGCGCUCUCUUCGAAAUUCGCAACCCCAUCAUCGUGGGGCGCAUGGAGCGGGCAAGCUCGCCAAUCAACUAG